AUGUUAUGUGCACAAUGUCAAGGUCCUCAUUUAUCACUCAGUAUGGAAUGUCCUAUGGUUAACAAAUUUAGACAAAUAUUAAAAGAUGAAGUUAAACAUGCAAUUAAUGAAGGAUUAAUACACCAAGUGCACAUUAAGAAGAAGUCUGAAAUAUUGAACAUGAAAACAACACAAUAUUCAGCUCAAGUAUCAAAUGUUGAAACAUUAUCAGCAUGGAAAAGUGAAAGUGGUUCAUCUUGUAAUACUUCAAGCCAACUUGAACAAAAACAAUUCGGUGAGGUAGUCAAUCGUUUAAAUGAUGUUUUAGACAUUACAUGUCGAACCGAAUGCAAAAUUGACAAGCAAGUUACACGAACUGAUCAAUUAAAAAUUAAAAUCAGUAUAAUAAAACAAGGUUUAACAGAUUUAACAAAAACAAUGAAAUCGACAAUUACUGCCUUAUUAGACAAGAAAAAUAAACAACAAUUAAAUAAAUUGUGUUGA
Rotaria sp. Silwood2 is the source of this 483-nucleotide messenger RNA. The record is from the annotation of a GenBank genome assembly. Lineage: Eukaryota; Metazoa; Rotifera; Eurotatoria; Philodinida; Philodinidae.